Molecule: messenger RNA, 450 nt
Organism: Ichthyophthirius multifiliis
Lineage: Eukaryota; Ciliophora; Oligohymenophorea; Hymenostomatida
Exons: 3
Biological process (GO): proteolysis
Cellular component (GO): cytoplasm
Molecular function (GO): calcium-dependent cysteine-type endopeptidase activity
Source: RefSeq, a predicted model, not a curated record
GGACAAAAAAUAGUGAAAAAAUUUUAAGACAUAACAUGGCUGAAAGCCGAAGAAAUAGCUUAAAAAUAUACAAUAUUUGAUUCUAAUUAAGAUUAAAUAGUAAUAUAAGGAUAUAUAGGAGAUUGCUAUUUAAUUAACCCUGCUUCAUUAUUAGGAAUGAUAAAUAAAAACCUAAUAGGGCGAUUAUUUACAAUAAAAGAAGUAAAUAAAAUGGGAUAUUACAGUGUUUGGCUAUUUAUAGAUGGAAAAUGGACUUACAUUACAAUUGAUAUUUAGCCAAAUUAAAUAUGGCCAAUGAUAAUAGAAAAAGCCUGGGCAAAGUUAUAUUAAUAAUAUAGUAGUUUAUGGGGUGGAAAUACUGCUUAUGGACUUCGGGCAGUUACCGGAUGUCCAACAAAAUGCUAUAAAUUAAAAAAAUAUGUAGAUGAUCCGAGAAAAUAGACAUUUUGA